Talaromyces atroroseus is the source of this 918-nucleotide messenger RNA. RefSeq lists its product as hypothetical. NCBI's taxonomy places the organism in Eukaryota, Fungi, Ascomycota, Eurotiomycetes, Eurotiales, Trichocomaceae. The coding region runs from base 1 to 918 and encodes 305 amino acids. The record is from RefSeq and is a predicted model, not a curated record. The transcript is spliced from 3 exons.
AUGCCUCCUCUUCUUACCUUAUCAGAGAUACCUACAUUGACACGGCUCUACCGCUCCAGAGCCCUAUUGCCAGGUCAAUACGCAGCCACUGGUGCCCCUUCCAAACAGCUCAAUGAUAUCCUAUCCCAUAUUCGCUAUGACAUCACCAAAUUGCAGGUAGGCUGCAUUGUGAAUGCCGCAAACACCAGCCUCCUGGGAGGCGGAGGGGUAGACGGUGCCAUUCAUAGUGCAGCAGGCAGACAGCUGCUGGAAGAAUGCCGUACUCUUGGGGGUUGUUCUACAGGUGAUGCGAAGAUCACUGAUGGGUAUGACCUGCCAGCAGCCAAGGUUAUCCACACUGUUGGCCCCAUCUACGAUGGGUAUCAACCAGACGAAUCAGAGAAGCACCUGCGCAGUUGCUAUCGCCGAAGCUUAGAAUUAGCUAUGGAACAUGGCCAACGUUCAAUAGCAUUUUCAGCCAUUAGCACUGGUGUUUACGGGUACCCAAACAAUGCAGCAGCUAAAGCAGCAAUUGAUGAAGUCGCCAAGUUCUUGAGAGAGGACGAGAAUGUGUCGAAGUUUGAGAGGGUCAUCUUUUGUAGCUUCAUGCCUGCUGACGUACGAGCUUAUGAACGCUUUCUCCCAUUUUACUUCCCGCCUACACCCGGUGAUGUUGAGGGCGCCAAUGCAUCACCAGAGACACAGACCAAUGAUGAUACCGCGUUUGUUGAUCUAAGCGAAGAGGGCUUCGGCUCGGAGAAAGAAGAGGACGAGCAUGAUUGGGAGGAGUUAUCCAGAGACGACAAUAGUCAGGAAUUACACGAAGAACCAGUUGAACUAAGUUCCCAAGUUGCCUCGGUCACAGACGUCCGCAGUAUUCAGUCGAGCUCGGCCGACUUUGAUGAGUUGUCACGAUCCGAAACUGAGAAUGGGUUAUGA